AUGUCUCAAUUUAAUUCAACUGUUGGUGAAAUUGCACUUCUUGGAGCUACUCAAGGAGUUGGCAAGCAAUGUCUCUUACUACUCCUUUCGAAUAGAAUGAAAGUGAGAGUGUUGGCCAGGAAUCCUAGUAUGCUUUCGUAUUUGAAGAAGGAUUUUGGAGAAUUGAUGACAAUUGUGAAGGGAGAUGCUACUCGUUUGGAAGAUGUGGAAGAGUUGAUUAGUUCAUCAGUUACUCAUGUGAUUAGUUCACUCGGAUCAAAAACUAUUGGAAAGACAACGUUAGUAGAAACUGGAGUUUCAAAUACAGUUAAAGCAAUGUUAAAACAGGAUAAGCCAAUGAGAAUUGCAAUUAUUACGUCGGCUGGCAUUCUCGAUGUGAAACAAUCAUGGUUUUUUGAUAAUAUCCUUAAAAAGUAUAUUAUCCACAAUGUUUAUCAAGAUUUGGCAAAUUCUGAAAGAGCUUUGUGCCAAUUGACCAAAGAUUCCAAAAUUACUUAUGCCAUUGUAAGACCUCCUCAAUUGGUGGACUCACCAAUAACUCUAGAUUUCGAAUUUGGAGAGGAUAAUAAUUAUCCGAAAGGCACAUCCAAAGUUACUCGUCAGGAUGUUGCCUCUUUCCUAUUGCGAUCUCUAUUCGAUGAAAAACUUCAAGGAAAUAGAAGUUUUAAUCUCAAUUCUAAAAGAGAAAUCCCAACCAAGUUGGAUAUUGAUGAAAUGUUGAAGGAAACUCUUUCUCCAACUUUGUUUAUUAUUUGGAAAGUAUUGAAAACAAUUGUGAAAAUUGGGUUGACUGGCUUGGUUCUCUAUUCUCUAAAAACAUUGUUUAACAAAUAA
Naegleria gruberi is the source of this 834-nucleotide messenger RNA. RefSeq lists its product as uncharacterized. The record is from RefSeq and is a predicted model, not a curated record. NCBI's taxonomy places the organism in Eukaryota, Heterolobosea, Eutetramitea, Acrasida, Naegleriidae. The transcript has a single exon. Bases 1 to 834 code for a protein of 277 amino acids.